AUGCUCGAGCGGAGAGAGGCUGACGACCGUUUGCGCGAAAAGUUCAAGGGCGAGUAUGAGAGAUGGACCCAAGAGACUGAUCGGCCUCCAUUACGUGGGGAGAAGCGAUACUACGAUUCUUACCUGGUUGACAGAUCGUCGGUUCUAUUGGCUGAGAUACAGAGGGUGGUCCACGCCCCGGGUGUAUCGGUUACAACUGUGAAUGCGGCAGUGUAUACAGCUGCGAAAGUCCUCAUAGAGGAAGCGGAGUCGAGGGACAGGCGACCGCGAAGGGCUGCUGGUGAGGAGCCGAGGAUUAAUGGAGGACUGUUGAGACUACAGCGAGCCCAUGACAGGCUGAGGCGGGAGCUAGGAUGGAUCUGUCAACUUCAGCAGCGAAGUCCGAGGCUCUGGACCACAAGGAUGAGGAACAAGACGGCCAAACUCCGCAAGAAGUUUGGUUCCUCUGAGAACGCCCUCCACAACCUCAAAACGAGGAAGACUCUGGAACUUGAGCAUGUCAGUGAGAGGAUCCGUACGAUCAAGCACCGACGCCAACAGCGCGAAUUCAAGAAUCAAAUGGCCCGAGACAGAGCCCUGUUCUACCGUCUCAGGAAGGAGGAACCUGAUGAUGAUGGCCAAGAGGCACAACAGGAAGAGGAGCCUGAGAGCGCUGGAGUGGCACAGUUCUGGGGUGAAGUAUGGAGAAGGCCAACGGCCGAAGAAGAGGCCCAGUCGAUCGAGAUGGACGGGCCAUGGCAGGAGAAGCUGCUCAACGACCUUGAGGGCGCUGAGGGAAUGCAACCUAUUGUGAUCUCGGCAGAGACUGUAGCUGCAACGAUCCGUGGGGCCAAAAGUUGGAAAGCCCCCGGACCGGAUGGCGUGAGGAUGAUAUGGCUCAAGCUAUUCUGUGGUGUGAUCUCUUCGGCCCUGGCCCGCUGCUAUCAGAGGAUCCUGGACAACCCGAUUGACAGCCCACCUUGGUUCACGACGGCGAGAUGCCAUUUAACACCUAAGAAGGUUCCAGACGGUGUGCAGCGACAACCACGGCAUUACCGGCCUAUAUCAUGCCUACCCACAACCUACAAGGUGUUCACUAGAGUCGUCUACGAUGUCUUAUAUGCCCACUGCGAGAAAUCUGAACUCAUAAUGCCUAGAGAGCAACAGGGAAGCCGCUCCCAGAGUAUGGGAUGCCUACACCAACUCUGGCUUGACUCCCUGACGACGCACCAUAUCCGACAAGCCAGACAUCGAUGUGCCAUAGCCUGGUUGGAUUUGGAAAGGGCAUAUGAUGGCCUACUCCCUACUUGGGUGGACUACUGGCUGACGAUGUUUAAGCUUGCCCCCAACUUUAGAGCCUGGCUCUCAUCGACCCGGGCCCAAUGGAGGGUGCAGCUCUACCGUGGAGCUGAGCGGAUAGCAGAAUCGGUCCCGGUUCAACGAGGAUUAUUACAAGGAGACGCCCUGUCAGUCCUCUUGUUUGUGAUCUGCACAUCACCACUGACGGCGGCCCUGAAGCACUGCCCCGGGGCAUACAGCUUUGGAAGGGCCCGGAAUGGUGUGACUAUCUCGCAUCUAGCCAUCAUCGACGACUACAAAUUAUAUUGUCGUAGCCCGCGUGAGCUAGGUGAGAAGGUGGCCACUGCCUCUCGGGUCUCGAACAGGGCUGGUCUUGGUGUCUCUAAGCCUAAAUGCGCAUGGUUGUCUAUACGGAACGGCGUUCCUGAGCCGUGGAGGGAUGCAGUGUUGGGCGCCCCAGCGGAGCUACAGGAGAUGCCCUACUUGGAGGGUGAUAUUACGUACAAGUACCUUGGUGUUGAGCAGAGCCUUGUGCCUGGCCCUGAGACGUAUAGGAGGAUUAAGAAUGAGCUCAAGUUCAGGGUAAAGAAGAUUCUACGGCUGGGCCUGCCUGCUGCCAGGACGGUACAUGCCCUGAAUGAGUGGGCAAUCCCAGUUGCGCAGUAUGCGUGUGGUGCUGGUGUCAUCUCUCGAACGCAGGCUGUUGACCUAGAUGUGGCAGUCCGUAAUACAUUCCGGAGGGCGGGGGCUCUGUCGCAUUCAUCAUCCACUGCCCUCUUCCAUAUACGGAGGGAAGACGGUGGACGAGGGGUGAGAAGUAUAGAAGACGUUUGGGCCCGAUCAGUGAUCACAGGAGCUGAGUAUCGACGCCAACGAUUUGCGGACAUGCUGCAAGUACUCCCAACCACAUCGCCUAUUAAGAAGCUUGAUGCUAUGGCUACGCAAUUGGUCGCAUCUCUUAACCUUGACCAAGCACUGCCCAUAACUACGGAAGCGUUGCGUGGAGCAUGCAGCGCUAGAUGGAGGAAUGUUCUUGAAGGCCAACCCCAAGCAGGACGGUGGUGGCGUGAAUUAUCCCUGGCGGCGCCAGACGGUAUCGACACUAAGGCAACCUUUGGGUGGAUUGACGACUCGAAGACGGUCGUGAGUGUUCAUGUGGAAAACGUCAUCAUGAACGUCAGGGCAAACUGCAUACCUACUAGAUCGUUCCCGAAGCGCCAACGAGACCCGAACUGCCGCGUCUGUGGAAGGACUGAUGAGUCCAUAACCCAUCUCCUGACAUCUUGUGUAGCCCUUCAACAUGCUGAGUACCUGCACCGACAUAAUGCUGUGGCCAAGGUCAUCUACAGCAAUGCCUUAGAGCUCCUCGGAUUCAAGAUGCAGGAGGAGUACUGGACGUGGACGAGGCCGCCAUCGAUGACGCAUGGGGAGAAGAGA
Messenger RNA from Perkinsus marinus ATCC 50983, 2715 nucleotides. RefSeq lists its product as hypothetical. The record is from RefSeq and is a predicted model, not a curated record. NCBI's taxonomy places the organism in Eukaryota, Perkinsozoa, Perkinsida, Perkinsidae. The annotation marks the transcript as partial. The transcript has a single exon.